UCCCCCACCCCCUCGGGCCACCCGCUCUUGAGUUGGAGACUCCUGGCUCCCGUUCGGCUCAGUCCGGGCAACAGAGGGACACGGGAAUGGACACAGAAGGGAGUCAGAGCAGCCUGUCGUCCUCCACGCAGGACUCCCCGCACGAUCCCUGCAAAAUGUUCAUCGGCGGGCUGAGCUGGCAGACGACACAAGAGGGACUGAAGGAAUACUUUUGUAAAUUCGGCGAGGUGAAGGAGUGUAUGGUGAUGCGGGAUCCGGUUACGAAGCGGUCGAGGGGCUUUGGAUUUGUCACCUAUGUAGACCAGACCGGUGUGGAUAAAGUUUUGGCCCAAAACAGACACGAGUUGGAUUCAAAAACAAUUGACCCUAAGGUGGCCUUCCCACGUAGAGCUCAGCCGAAGCUGGUAACAAGAACAAAGAAGAUCUUUGUUGGAGGGCUGUCUGUCAACACCACCAUUGAAGAUGUGAAACAGUAUUUCGAUCAGUUCGGAAAGGUUGAUGACGCGAUGCUAAUGUUUGACAAAACCACCAACAGGCACAGAGGUUUUGGCUUUGUGACCUUUGAGAAUGAAGACGUGGUGGAAAAGGUCUGCGAGAUCCACUUUCAUGAGAUCAACAACAAGAUGGUGGAGUGCAAGAAGGCGCAGCCGAAGGAAGUGAUGUCACCGACAGGUACGGCGCGAGGCCGCUCCAGGGUGAUGCCCUACGGCAUGGACGCCUUCAUGCUGGGGAUAGGCAUGCUGGGUUACCCAGGGUUCCAGGCGGCCACCUACGCCAGCCGUGGCUACACAGGAAUCACACCAGGAUACACGUACCAGUUCCCAGAAUUCCAUUUAGAACGGACACCCCUUCUGACUUCCUCUCACCCCCAAGAGAUCACAGCCAUUCCACUGACUGCCUAUGGACCAAUGGCAGCGGCCGCAGCUGCAGCGGUGGUCAGAGGUGCGCAAAAUCAGCUCUAUUAUGGUUCCACCCCGUCACGCGCCGCUGGGUUCCUGGGCACCAGCAGCCCUGGGCCAAUGGCAGACCUUUAUGCAGCAGCCAAUCAGGACUCAGUCAGCAGCUACAUCAGUGCGGCAAGCCCCGCCCCCAGCACGGGGUUCGGACAUGGACUUGGGGGCCCUUUGAUUGCAACUGCCUUUACCAAUGGCUACCACUGAGGGUGUCCUCCUAUCAGCAUCCGGCACGGGAUGAAGAAACUCACGAGCGCCGCUGACCACGUGACGUGCUUACGGGACGCUCCCUCCUGACUCCACUCUGGGGUUCCCAUCUUUACUUUUCCCUCCAUUCUCUACUAACAUCACUUUUCUUUUUCCUCAUCCCGUAUUUUUCUUCCUGACGUAUCCUGUUUAUCAGCGACUCGUGUAUGAUAUGCUGCCGUCUGUCUUUUGAAAGAAAAAAAAAACGAAGAAAAAAAAAAAACAUUGUUUGAUUGUAUACGUGCGGGAAACACGCGAGGAAUUCCGUUUCUCCGGAUUUUUAUUUUGACAA
This is a messenger RNA of Rhinichthys klamathensis goyatoka, 1491 nucleotides long. RefSeq names its product RNA-binding protein Musashi homolog 1. The record is from RefSeq and is a predicted model, not a curated record. Gene Ontology annotation, cellular component: cytoplasm. The coding region runs from base 87 to 1160 and encodes 357 amino acids. The transcript is spliced from 14 exons. Gene Ontology annotation, molecular function: RNA binding. Lineage: Eukaryota; Metazoa; Chordata; Actinopteri; Cypriniformes; Leuciscidae.